CCCGAAGGUGGAAGAUCAAGACCUUUGAGGCUGCAGGGCAAGGUUGAUGGGUGUUUUAUUUUUAUUUUUUUCCUCCUGGAAAAAGUUAUUUGUACAUGUCUCCUCGUUACAUGUGCUGAAUAUUCUCUUUAGAAUAUACUUUGGGGUGGGUUUCCUGGUAUAUAGGGAUCGCAUACUAGGGAAUUCCUACGGAGAACCUUCCUUUCUCCAAAACUGAUGGCUCCUAUCGCUUGUGCGGAGCGCCUCCUGUGUAGCCACUGGGAGACUCAAAGCACCUGCCCAGGUCGCGGAGUGCAGGUAGGACGCGGGUGGGAAGCGCACAGUAAGGCUUCAGGCGGCAGCUGGGGCGCCCAGGCCUCCCCGCGGCCUCCGCCAGGGGGCGCUACCCCCUCGGGCACCCACCGGCCCGGCAGGCGUUGGGGCCGGGCGCUCGGAGCUCGAACUUCAGGCCUCCAGGCCGCACUGCGGGGGAGGCUACCGGCCGGCGGCGGCGGGAGGGGGCGCUGCGGCCCGGCGGGCGGGCGGGCGCGGAGGAAGUGCCGCCUUCGCCGCCGCCGGAGCCGCGCGGGCCGCGAUGUCGGGGUCCCGGAUGUCGGGGUCCCGGCCGGGGCGCGGCGAGCCGGGGGCCGGGGGCGCGCGGCGGGCGCGGGAGCCGCCGGAGCAGGAGCUGCGGCGCCGCCGGGAGCAGAGGCGGCGGCGCCACGACGCGCAGCAGCGGCAGCAGCUCCAGCACCUGGAGUCCUUGAAGAUGAGACGAAGCCGGAGGACUGUAUACCAGAUGUGCCAGGCAACGAGCACGCCAGGGAAUUCCUGGCUCACGCGCCAACCAGAGGGCUCUGGAUGCCCCUGGGCAAGGAGGUCAAAGUGAUGCAGUGUUGGCGCUGUAAACGGUACGGUCACCGAACGGGCGACAAAGAAUGCCCUUUCUUUAUCAAAGGCAACCAAAAGUUAGAGCAGUUCAGAGUAGCACAUGAAGAUCCCAUGUAUGACAUCAUCCGAGAGAAUAAAAGACAUGAGAAGGAUAUAAGAAGAAAAAUGAAACAUGCAGAAAUAUUUAGGAUAAUGGAAAGGAUACAGAACACUUUUACACAGCCCUGUAGAAUAGGCGUGGAUGUGGACAGGAAUGGGAAACAUGAAAAACUAAAAAUACUGUGCAGAAGGAGGAUACAGCAGUUAAAGCAGCUGCUGGAGGAUUCCACCUCAGAUGACGAUGGGAGCAGCUCCAGCUCCUCGGAAUGUAGGGAGAGGCACAGGAAGAGGAAGAAGAAAGAAAAGCAUAAGAAGAAGAAGAAAGAGAAGAAAAGGAAGAAGAAACGGAAGCAUAAGUCUUCCAAGUCAAGUGAGGGCUCGGACUCGGACUGACAGCCGCCCGGCCUGUCCGUGUUCUCGGCUCAGAAUCACACGCUGUGGCCGAGAACAGAGGGCUGGAGGCGGAGAGGGGGCGCCCAGGACCACAUCUGGUGUCACACACACAAGUGACCUCUCACCCACCUUCCCAGGAAGCUGUGACCCCCGAGAGAGACUCUUCCAGGUGCCCAGGCUGGACGGUGCUGACUUUGCAGGACAGGCCCUGCCAGUCCCCCUCCUGCCGGGCACUGUGGCCCGCGAUGCCCAGAAAGCCGGGGUGUCAGGACGACAGCCUCUGAGGACACUCCUCCGGGGGCUGCACCUCCACACGAGGCUGCUGAGUUCCCGCUUCAGGCUCCACUCUGGUCUGUUGUUGAAGAUAAUAAAAGCUCAUUAUUUAUUUUUCAAA
Molecule: messenger RNA, 1756 nt
Organism: Pipistrellus kuhlii (Kuhl's pipistrelle)
Lineage: Eukaryota; Metazoa; Chordata; Mammalia; Chiroptera; Vespertilionidae
Gene: RP9
Product: RP9 pre-mRNA splicing factor
Exons: 7
Coding region: 217-1362 (381 amino acids)
Biological process (GO): RNA splicing
Source: RefSeq, a predicted model, not a curated record